UCGCCAGCUGUCUCAGAUUCUUCAAAUAGAUUGAAUUCUUGCAUAACUUUUAUUCAUGGUUAAAAGUAAUUGUGACAGUUCGGUAAUUCGGAAUUCGUCUGGCAGGAGAAUGUCGUUGAAAGUCAAAUAUACAAAAGCCCAGAUGAAAAUGGAAAAUCUUUCAAAGGAUAAUGUUAUGUGUCAUGAAAACCGACGACGUUAAUGAGUAACUCAAAUGAAUCAAUUAUAAUAUAUACAUAUAAUGGAAAUAGUGGGUGGAGUCUUCUACUAAUAAACAUAACCACCAGCCUUAAAACAAUGAUUUAAUGCUAAGUCCUGAUAGAAAGAGUAGAAACUUUAUAUAUACAUACGUGUACUUCAGAAGAAGAUGAAUAAAAAUCAGGAGAAACGUGUCUCAUUGCCCAGAUGGCUGUGGCCAAAUUCGCCAAUGCUUCCACCUCUAUAUCGCAGAGUCUGGGAUCUUGUCAAAGAAGAUCAUCCUGGACUUGGUGCACAACAGGGUGAAUUAUUAGUUGACACAAACAAAGUUUUUCCUCUAUUACUUACAAGUCAAUUACCGAUGGAAGUACUUGGAUAUAUAUGGAGCCUUGCAAAUCAAAAAUAUGCUGGGCAGCUUACAGAGCAUGAAUUAUACAUAGUACUUGCACUAGUUGCUGUUGCUCAGGCAUCAUGUACAUUCACUAAUUUGGAUGUCUUGCACAUGGUGCCCUUUCCCCCAAUGCCCAAGCUUAAUCUACCGAUAGCUACCUCUAAACUACAUUCUACAAUAGAAAGCAAUGUGAACAAAUCAGAAGCAAAGGUGGCUACUCAAAAGACAGUUGCUAAUUCAAAGUUGCAAUCAAUGACACCAGACGAGAUUACUUUUAAUAUUACUACUCCUGAUACAAAAACUAUUAUACAACCUAAAACAAUAACAGCAGCAAGAAUGUAUUCAUUACUGUCUGCAGAAAGCAAUUUCAGUACUUCUGGUCUAGAUGGAAAACAUGGAGUUUCACAAAAAGCAACUACUUCAACAAAAAUGCACUCCUCGGUCUCUGCAGGAAGUAAUUUAGGUAACUCCAGUUUGGAUUUAAAAACAGUAGUUCAACCACAAGUAGUUACCACGUCGAAAAUGCACUCAACACAUUCUUUGGAGAGUAACAUCAAUAUUCCUGAUUACGAUGGAAAUGUUGUUGCUCAGCCAAAGGUAAUUAAUUCAAUAAAAUUUCACUCCUCAUUCUCUGGAGAAAAUACUUCAAGUAUCGCUAGUAUCGAUGAAAAAUAUAUAAUGCAAACAAAGCCACAAUUCAAGCCAGCCACCUCUACGUCAUCCACAUUAAUGGACACUUUUACCUUUGAUACUAAAAUGGAUAAGACCAGUACAUCAGUUCCAGUAGAUGCUCCACCAAUAUUUCCAUCCUCAGUGCACGUGAUGCAUACAGUUCCAGUUAUAUCUGCGACGCAAUCAGAUCCUAGUGAUGAAUUCUCAGAAUUUCAAAGUGCACCAAUUCCUAGUAUUCCAAGUAUUCCAAUCCUGGAUACUAGACAAGGUUCUGCGAUAGGCAGUAGACUAGCUAAUCACAAUCUUGGAGUGAAAAAGUCAACUGAGAAAACGAAAAAAGCAGCUUCAAUUAAAAGUAAUCAUAGUCAUCAGAAUCGUAGCAGUGUUAGUGUAAAUUCCGUAAAUGGAAGUAAAGAUCUGCUGUGUUCCGAUCGACUUUCUGAAUUAUUUCCAAAAUGUUCUGUAAAACAUCAACCAAAAACAGUCAUCUUAAAGGAUACUGCUAUUCGGAGUAUCGACUCUCCUAAGGAGAGUACAACUGUAUUCAAGGAUUUUAAUGUUACUGAGAAAAUCCCAGCAGUGAAUAUUGGAAAUUCGAUGACUCUCAGCAGUGGUGACAAGCAACCUGGAAUGAAGGAUUUUUCAGGUAUUCAACAAGACCUUAUGAAUUUACAAACAGUAGAAGAUAAGUAUAGUGCACUGAGAGUUUUGGUUGAAGAACCAGUAACUCAAUCUGCACCAAUAAUUCAACCAAUAGCUGUAACACAACCAGUAUCGAUUGUCCAAUCUGUACUGAAACCAGAUUUAGCUGAAAGUCUGUCUGAUGACUUUGGAGAUUUUGUCUCAGCCCAACAACCAGAACCUGCACAGAUGCUAAAGUCAUUGAAUUCUGGCCAAUCUUUAGAUUUUCUAAACGAUUUUGACUUUCCGCAAAGCACCACUGACAACAUUGGUAAAGGAGAAAUUUCAUUAAUGCAAGAAAUAUCUGAAUCCUUCAGUGGAUUCAAGAUUGAGGCAGAUCAGCCAGACGAUAAAAUCGAUACUAUUGCUGAAGGAGAGAAAAUUAUGCAGAGAGAAGAUACUAUAUCUGUAAAUAGCAUUGAAUCAGGAAAUGGAGCACAGAAUACUUUAAAUCGAUCUGGAUCGGUGCCUAGUUUGGAUCUGAAAUCAUUUCUACCUGCGAAUCAGGAAGAAGAGCAGCCAGUCGAAAAUAUGCACCAGCUUAUCUACUGGGAAUGGAAACAGUAUAUGGAAAGCUGCAUACUCCUACUUCAAGUAGCAGCAAAUAUAUUCACAAGCAUUAGUUCUGACGUUGUACUUCGUGAAGUAUUAUCUUCAGCGACGGGUUACAAUUUUCUUUGCAAUUUAGCGGAAGUAGCAGCUGUAUGCAGGCGAGUAAACUUUUCUUAUAAGGAAAUGGAUAUGAAUAUAAUGGGGUUUGAUGAUCUCUUGAUGGAUAUUGAUAGAAUCUGGGCGGAAAUGGAACCGUUUUAUGCUAAUAUUCCAAUCGUAACAGAAUUACCAGCCUGGCCUUUACACCAAAGCGAAAGUACGACCUGUGCUCUUUGUCUUACCGUAGUCACCAGUGGAAAAAUAACAUAUAACGAUAAUAAUUAUCACAUAACUUGUGCAAAACUAUGGUUGCAUUGUGUCAACAAUAAUUUACCAGCGUUGUGUUAUCCAUCGGCAUAUUCGCACUCAACAAUUUCUUUGAGCAGCAGUCACAUUUGAAGUAAUUUGUUCUUUAAAUAACAUAAAUAAUUCGAAGUAACUCAUGGUAAAGAAACAACUGUUCUUAACGGUCUUAUCGUACCGAAAAAAUUCAUAAAUCUUUAUUACAAGAUUUACACUAUUGAAACGAUCGAAUUAGUCAGCGUUUCAUACAUUGGUUAUAGUGGUAAUGAUAAAAUAUUUAAAUAACAGAGUAAGGAAUAUGGAGUCAAUUUUAUGUAUGAAUCAUAUCUUGUAAACUUAUGGUAUCUUGUCUACUAUCGUUGGCUUGUAUCGCGUGGCCUGUAUACAAUUCCACGGCUUUUCAUUUCGCGAAUUACACCAGCUGGCAGACGACCUGACACUGAUAUUGCAUAAACGCCCUUGCAAAAACGAUCUGAAACAUCGGACAGCAAUUACAAAUAAGUGUAGAAAUUGAAGAAUAGAUGAAUCUCUAAAUAUUCCUAUAAAACAUUACACUACUAAGAAAUGGAUAAGAUUUAAGCUUGAAGAGAAUAAAGAAUGUGUUCCAUGGAACUUUGUGCUAGCUAAAAAUAUUUUAGCUCAGGAACCAAAUAGAUAAAUAUUAUACAAACAGCA
Cephus cinctus (wheat stem sawfly) is the source of this 3571-nucleotide messenger RNA. RefSeq names its product synergin gamma. The transcript is spliced from 5 exons. NCBI's taxonomy places the organism in Eukaryota, Metazoa, Arthropoda, Insecta, Hymenoptera, Cephidae. The record is from RefSeq and is a predicted model, not a curated record. Gene Ontology annotation, molecular function: protein binding. Gene Ontology annotation, cellular component: clathrin coat of trans-Golgi network vesicle. Bases 368 to 2992 code for a protein of 874 amino acids.